Molecule: messenger RNA, 1056 nt
Organism: Momordica charantia (bitter melon)
Lineage: Eukaryota; Viridiplantae; Streptophyta; Magnoliopsida; Cucurbitales; Cucurbitaceae
Product: xyloglucan endotransglucosylase protein 6
Biological process (GO): xyloglucan metabolic process; cell wall biogenesis
Cellular component (GO): cell wall; apoplast
Molecular function (GO): hydrolase activity, hydrolyzing O-glycosyl compounds; xyloglucan:xyloglucosyl transferase activity
Source: RefSeq, a predicted model, not a curated record
GUCGCUAUAAGAACAGCUCUCUCAACACCAUUUCACUCCAACUUCCACUCUGCUUCUGCCACUCUCUCUUCGAAGCUCUCUCCCAUGGCUGCUUCACUGUUUCUGUGGCUAUGCCUCUCUCUUCUACUUCUGGGUUUUGCUUCUUCUUCCAAGUUCGAUGAGCUCUUCCAGCCCAGUUGGGCUUUAGAUCACUUCAAUUACAAAGGAGACACCCUCGAGCUCAAACUCGACAAUUACUCUGGAGCUGGGUUUUCGUCCAAAUCCAAAUUCAUGUUCGGCAAAGUGACCAUUCAGAUUAAACUCAUAGAGGGCGACUCUGCUGGAACCGUCACAGCAUUUUAUAUGUCAUCGGAGGGUCCAAAUCACAACGAAUUCGAUUUUGAGUUUCUGGGUAACAAAAGUGGAGAGCCCUACUCUGUUCAGACCAACAUUUAUGUUAAUGGAGUCGGAAACAGAGAGCAAAGAUUGAACCUUUGGUUCGACCCAGCCACUGAUUUCCACUCCUACUCCAUCUUUUGGAACCGCCGCCAAGUCAUAUUUUUAGUGGACGAGACGCCGGUUCGAGUGCACACGAACAUGGAGGAGAAGGGGGUGCCAUUUCCGGCGGACCAAGCCAUGGGAGUGUACAGCUCAAUAUGGAACGCCGACGACUGGGCCACACAGGGCGGCCGGGUCAAGACCGACUGGUCCCACGCCCCAUUCGUCGCAUCGUACAGAGCCUUCCAAAUCGACGCCUGCGAGGUCCCCGCCUCCGCCGCCCCCGCCGCCCACUGCAGCAGCGACGCCGCAGCCGCAGCCGGCAAGAAGUUCUGGUGGGACCAGCCGCUGCUCUCCGACCUGAAUCUGCACCAGAGCCAUCAGUUGCUGUGGGUUCGGGCCAACCACAUGAUUUAUGAUUACUGUACUGAUACUGCCAGAUUUGCUGUGCCGCCGCUGGAAUGUGCUCACCGCCGCCACUAGCGGCGGCGGCGGACGCCAUGUUUUGUCGGUUCCGGGCAAUGUAGUUUACCAUGUGUAAGAUAAUAACAUCAUUUUUUUCUUUGUUUUUUUUGAAUU